Puccinia triticina is the source of this 954-nucleotide messenger RNA. RefSeq lists its product as uncharacterized. The transcript has 2 exons. The record is from RefSeq and is a predicted model, not a curated record. Bases 1 to 954 code for a protein of 317 amino acids. NCBI's taxonomy places the organism in Eukaryota, Fungi, Basidiomycota, Pucciniomycetes, Pucciniales, Pucciniaceae.
AUGGAAUGCCCAGCAGCCUGGCUCAUGUCAAUUCGGCUCGGAGUAGCCAAAAGAUUGCAUCAUUUGAUAGACCCCAAGUCCAGGCUGAAGCUGCUUAUCUGGAAACAACGGUUGGAAAGCUCCGGACAGAAUUGGCGCGCGUCCGAGACAGCACUUCAAUCACGGACCUUUCCAACUCCCGUCUUACAUAGUCUGUCUUCAAUUGAAAGAGAUCUCUCCACAAAAUUUGAAUUACCCAAUACAAAGUACCGGCAUGUUUCGCGGCACUUCACCCAGCUUCAAGGGGUCUACGGCAAGGCGUUCUCGGACAUCUCCAAGGCUGCUUCUGUAGAGGCUGGUCCACGUUCAGAUCUGAAUUCUGUCCAAUUGACCCUGGAAAGCUCGAUUGAUCCGAUCGCCGAAGAAUACGAAAGUUUUAUCCUUUCCCUUGAGGCUCAGCUGGAUACUAUCGGAGCGACGCCAACAAAGCGGACUGCGAAAACAGAAGCCGUACCGACGGGCAAGAAUGUGAUCAGCCUCGCUGGGAGCCAGCUCUAUCCAUCCGCAAACCGGAAGGAACUAUCUGAUCGAAAGGCGGAGCGCAUCUCACAAACCGCCAGCUCAGAGGCUGCUAUAAAAGACGUGCGCAUGUCCAACGGUUUUCGCCUUCAUGACGGGGAAUCACAAGCCCCGGGAGGAAAAGGAGAGAAAGAAAGGCCCCGAGAUCUUGCAAAAGUUUCGGAACAAUCUGAGCCGGGGAGAGGCAAGACGCUAGCAGAUGCAAACGAAACACAGUUGAAAUCAUUGAGCGAAAAUCAAGGAGACGGCAGGUUGCUCACCAGUUUCCAGGAGCUUCAGGAGCAGCAAUUUGAUUUGAAGAAGCUCGGAAAUCCCGACGAGCCUCUCCAUCGCGAUCCCUCGCCGACGCCACUGUUUUCCAACACCUCAUCUAGGUCUACCCGCUCCUCUACUUGA